Symbiodinium necroappetens is the source of this 290-nucleotide messenger RNA. Lineage: Eukaryota; Dinophyceae; Suessiales; Symbiodiniaceae. The record is from the annotation of a GenBank genome assembly.
GACUUCACGAGAUGCCUUUGCCGUGGUUCCACCAGGUGCAGUCUGUUUUGUGGCCGGACAAAGACAUUCUCACGAUUGAGGAGGUGUCCAUGAUCUGCGAAAACUACCGGAAGGGUGGUUCGGUGCGAGAGUUGGCCAAGAAGUUCUGGGAAGCCCAAGCAGCAAUGAGACCCUGGGCUUCCAUUGGGCUUGGGUACCUCGAUUAUGGGUUCAGUUUCAAUCAUGAGAUGAGCACUGAACUUAGGAAUCAGUGGAGAAGUGCAGACGCCGGACAAGGUGAUGAAAUCUGA